UGAUGAAUCUCACUGUAUUCAUAGAAAUACACUACCGGGAAAGUCCCCACAUCACGAGGACUAUUCAACCAAUCACAGACUAGAUAAGACGUAACACUUCUAUAUUUAGAAGGCAUUACAUGUUGCAUAAAAGCAGGCUACAUUGCGAGAUUGCGUUCUUUUGCUUUUUAAUGUCUUAGGACAGCAGUUUUGUGAAAUUCUCUACUAAAACACUUAAAUCAUCGUCAAGAGAUCAAGAUCUAUUUGUGGUACUGUGCUUACAGACAACAAAUACUUUCAAUAGCCUAUAAACACUGAAGACUCGAGAAUUCUCAAAGGUGACUAAAAUGCUGCAUUAAGGUCACUGUAUAAUUUUAUCAGUGAUGGCGGACAUUCAGAAAGUCAAGCUCUUCGUUUGGUUCUGUCUUUUAUGCGUGAGUGAUGAUUGGCUGACCGACGUAACCAAUAAUUCCCUAAUUUGCCUAUUGGAGGAAUGUUUAGUGAUGGUAACUUACUUUCACAAUAUCAUACAUGUUAUGAUAGUUUGCGGGAUGUUGGGAGAUGCUUAUCGCAAAUCGGGAGAAUACAAAAAAGCCAUCGAAUAUUAUGAAAAGACCCUUAGCAUUGCUAAACUCACUGGUGAGAGAAAGGUGGAAGGAAAUGAGUACAGUAACUUAGGAAAUGCCUAUGACUCAUUGGGAGAAUAUCACAAGUCUAUUGAAUACCAUGAAAAGAACCUUAGCAUUGCAAAAGAGAUUGGUAACAGAGUGGGAGAAGGAAGGAGUUACGAUAGCUUAGGAUGUGCCCAUCUCUCAUUAGGAGAAUAUCACAAGGCGAUUGAAUAUUUUGAGAAGGGCCUUAGGAUUGCAAAAGAGAUUGGUGACAGAGCGGUAGAAGGAAGCAGUUACGGAAUCUUAGGAAAUGCCUAUCAAUCAUUAGGAGAAUAUCAAAAGGCUAUUGAAUAUCAUGAAAAGCGUCUUAACAUUGCAAACGAGAUUGGUGACAGAGAAGGAGAAGGAAUGACUUACGGAAGCUUUGGAACUGCYUAUCACUCAUUAGGAGAAUAUCACAAGGCUAUUGAAUAUUAUGAAAAGCGAUUUAACAUUGCAAAAGAGAUUGGCGACAGAGAAGGAGAAGUAAGCAGUUACGGAAACUUAGGAAUAUCCUAUCUCUCAUUAGGACAAUAUUACAAUGCAAUUGAAAAUCUUGUGAAGGGCCUUAGCAUUGCAAAAGAGAUUGGUGACAGAGAGGGAGAAGUAAGAUUUUACAAAAGCUUUGGAAAUGCCUAUAUCUCAUUAGGAGAAUAUCACAAGGCGAUUGAGUAUCUUGGGAAGGGCCUUAGCAUUGCAAGCGAUAUUGAUGACAGAGAAGGAGAAGGAAUGACUUACGGAAGCCUUGGAAAUGCCUAUCACUCAUUGGGAGAAUAUCACAAGGCUAUUGAAUAUUAUGAAAGGAGCCUUAACAUUGCAAAAGAGAUUGGCGACAGAGAAGGAGAAGGAAGCAGUUACGGAAACUUAGGAAAUGCCUAUCAUUCAUUAGGACAAUAUCACAAUGCAAUUGAAUAUCUUGGGAAGGGCCUUAGCAUUGCAAAAGAGACUGGUGACAAAGAGGGAGAAGUAAGAUUUUACGAAAGCUUUGGAAAUGCCUAUAGSUCAUUAGGAGAAUAUCACAUGGCAAUUGAAUAUCUAGAGAAGGGCCUUAGCAUUGUAAAAGAGAUUGGUGACAGAGCGGGAGAAGUAAGCAGUUACCGAGACUUAGGAAAUGCCUAUGACUCAUUAGGAGAAUAUCGCAAGGCUAUUGAUUAUCAUGAAAAAAKUGCUGGCAUUGAAAAAGAGAUUGGUAACAGAGCAGGAGAAGGAAGCAGUUACGGAAGCUUAGGAAAUGCCUAUCACUCAUUAGGAGAAUAUCAUAAGGCUAUUGAUUACCAUGAAAAAAGUCUUAGCAUUGAAAAAGAGAUUGGUAACAGAGCAGGAGAAGGACGCAGUUACGGGAAUUUAGGAGAUGCCUAUUGCUCAUUAGGAGAAUAUCACAGGGCUAUUGAUUAUCAUGAAAUAUGUCUAAGCAUUGCUAAAGAAAUCGGUAACCGAGGGCUUGAAUCAACCGUUCUUCAUAGAAUUGGAAUUUGCUACAUGAAAGAAUCAAGCAUUAAAAAUCUUGAAAAAGCUSAAGAAAAUCUCCAAAACAGCAUUGAUUGCUAUGAAAAGAUAUUUGAUGACUUGAAAGAAAAAGACCAAUUGAAGAUAUCUUUUGUGGAUACCUAUGUUACAGCAUACAAACGUCUUAGCGAAGUUCAACUGAAAACUAAACAGAUAGAAAAGGCUCUUCUGGUAUGUGAAAGAGGACGGGCUCGUGCUUUAAGAGAUCUCUUACGUCUGCAAUACAACAAAAACGAAACRUSUCCUUCAAAACGAAAAAAGUUGGAGUUAGAUGAUGUCAAGACAGUUUCGUCCAGUAAUGAUAACUGUAUUAUUUUCUAUGAUCUUCAUCAAAGCGAACUGACAACCCGAUUCUGGGUUAUAUCUUCUCGAUCCAAUUCAAUCUUCGUUUAUGAUGAAGAAGCAGAACUUGAAGCUUUGGAAAAAUAUAUAUCCAAUCUGUCUCAAGAUGAGAAAACGAAUAUUGAAAAUUUAUAUUUGAAACAUCUUGUUGAAGACAGCUUUCUUUAUAUGAAUGUAAGAGUACAAACGAAAUGUGAGGACCGAUCGUUGGAGUCACUACAGAGUGAAAACYUUUACUCUGCGUCCUGUGAAACUACCSCUUCAAAACCCAUCGGACUUUCAUUCAAAGUUUGUCGCGAAUAUCUAAGAUGUGUCUACAUGGAAGAAGACGAUGGUACGCCACUGGAAAUGCUGUUUCAUCGAUUAGUUACCCCAGUGCUUGACAAGCUGACCACAGAGGAAAUUGUCAUUAUUCCGGAUGGACCUUUGUUCAUGGUACCAUUCGCUGCUCUACAGGAUCCAGAGACGGGUAACUUUCUAUCUGAAACCAAACGCCUUCGCUUGGCUCCUUCUCUGACGACUUUGAAAAUUCUACAAGAUUCUUCAGGUGAUCGUCACUACAAGUCAGGCGCACUGAUUAUUGGAGAUCCUGCCGUCGGUGAAGUCAUGUAUAAAGGGAUAAAGAGAGAUAUCUAUCCUUUGUCUGGUGCAAGAGACGAAGCCAUAAAGAUAGGAGAACUACUUGGAGUAGAACCUUUGAUAGGAGAGAAGGCAACAAAAGAAACAGUCCUAAGCAAACUGCAACAUGGUGUGUCUGUUAUUCACUUUGCUGCUCAUGGCAGUGCGAGAAAUGGAGAGAUUUUGCUGGCCCCUUCUAAACCUUCAUCAACAAACACAAAUACCCCAGAAGAGAAAGACUACAUUUUGACGAUGAAGGAAGCACAAGAAAGUGGAAUUCGUGCUCAACUUGUUGUAUUGAGCUGUUGCCAUAGUGGUCGAGGCGAUAUCAAAGCAGAAGGAGUAGUUGGAAUGACUAGAGCAUUUCUUGCUGCAGGAGCUCGAGCCGUUGUAGCGUCCUUGUGGGCMAUUGAUGAUCAAGCUACUAUGCUCUUUAUGGUGAAAUUCUAUUCACAUCUAAAGAAAGGAGAGAGUGCCAGUAGCAGCCUACAGCAAGCAAUGAAGGAGAUGAGAGAAUUAGAGAAAUACAAGGAUCCAAUGUACUGGGCUGCCUUCUUUUUAAUUGGCGAUGACGUCACUAUCACGAUGUAAUGGAAUAUUAGUUGCUAGCAAGAUCUAUGAAACCCGUCGCCCUUUAACAUACUACUGUUAUACUGACUUYAKAGUGCUUGGAGGAAAAAAUUAGGCAUGAAAUUGUUGCCUAGAAUUGGAUUUUGGCUUAAUCACCCGGGGGGGACUCCCUAAUAUCAAAGGGCGGGGGGUCCUCGGCGUCCCUUUUAGGGUUUGAAGUCGGUAUUUUGGUCCCACUUAGGGUGAUGAUGACGAGAAUUCCCACCAACUGAGUUUUGUGGUCCCUUUUAGGGUAUAUGACGUCCCUAAGCCGUCAUUAUGAGAUCAAAAAUCUGAGCUGCUAAUUAGAUGAUUGAUUUUAUUUUAAUCAAUUUCACGUCUUGUCACUCAACACUCCUUAAUAGGCGAGAUUACAUUUAYUUGAUUGGUCCCUUUUAGGGGGGAAAUUUCAGCACUACCACGCCCAUCAUCUCCAAAUACAGGUCCCUCUUAGGUGUCAUUUUCAUAAUUUCCACAGAGGACCCCCCRCCCUUUGAUAUUUGGGAUCCCCCCCGGGAUUAAUCAUAGCAAUGCAUUAGCUAUUUCUGUUCAAAUUUAUCUAGAUACGUUUUCUUAAUGUAUAUAAUCCUAAUGAAGGCAUUGAGCACAAACAAAUUUAAAAGCUCAAAGUUAUUGGGAGGGUAUUCCCAAAAUAAAACGUUUCAAGUAUUUUCAGCAAACUGCACAAAGUCGAGAGUAUGGCGGGUAGUGAACUAGGCCUGUACGYAUAGCCAGAUGUAAUAUGUAUUGGGGUCUGUUUGUGUCUCAGUGUUGUCAGAUAGGUUAUCAAAUUUGGGUGGCAGUAGCUGGUGACUAACUCUGGAAAAAAACCUAGYCUGAGUCCCAAACCUAAACCAAACAAUAAAAGUCAAGCAAAAUGGUGUCAAGACUGCAAUCUUAAAACAGAAAGUAUUAACUGGAAAGCUGUUUAUCUAUUGCCUUCUCGUUGCACUAAAGCCUCAAAACUUUUUUUUUUUUUCAAUUUAAAUUUUUGCACAGACGACUAGCAACAAAUGAUUUUCUUUAUAAAAUAGGUGUAGCAUCAAAUAAUUUAUGUACCUUCUSUAACUCUGAAAGAGAAACCUUGUUUCAUAUAUUUUGGCUCUGUAAGAAAACUUGCUCCUUUUGGCAAAAAUUAUACGAACAGUUAAACGAAAAACAGAUUUUUCAAAGUGUGAUUCCUUUCAACCCAGAAAUAUAUAUAUGGGUUUAAAACCCGAAGCCUUACAAAACUUAAACCAACAUUUUUAUUUACUUUUUGCCAGAUAUUUUAUCUGGAAUUGUAAAACUUCAAACAUUGYACCCAAAAUAGAAAAUUUUAAUAACUCUAUAUCAACUUUUACGACUGCUUACCAAUAUAGCAAUUCUAAGCCAGAAUAAUCUCGUGAUAACUAAUUUUGCAUUUUUCUCCUAAAUCUAAAAAUCAUCUAUUUUUGUUUUUUUUUUUAGCCAUGUAUGCCUUUUACCUUUCUCCUUUAAAACUUUUUUUGAGGACUGCUACUUUAUCUAUGUGUUUUUUUUCUUUUCCUCUUUUUGUGUUUUUUUUUUCCUUGUAUCUUGAUUUUUCUCAAAACAGAAAUUAGGAUUUAGAUCGACAACUUCAUAUUUUGCAUUGUARGAAAAUAGUGAUUGAAUUAGCAAUAAAUCUUGUGUGCUUUGCCUAGCAAAGUGCUCGUUAAAAUGUAAAUAAAAAAUCUUGUGUGAUUGGCCUACAGCCAAGCACUCUCUACAUGUAAAUAAAAAUCAUAUCGGACGUCUUGUGUACUUGGCCUACUGCCAAGUACUCCUUAAUUGUAAAAAAAAUGUUGUGUGCUUCGCUUAGCUAAGCACUCUUGAAAUGUAAAUAGAUCUAAAAUUUGAUAGUAUAUAAUAAAUUUUUUCAUUAAAAAAAAACAAAAAAAACUUGAAACCAGAGGAAAAAAAAAAA
Messenger RNA from Exaiptasia diaphana, 5631 nucleotides. Its product is annotated as tetratricopeptide repeat protein 28. The transcript is spliced from 5 exons. Gene Ontology annotation, molecular function: protein binding. NCBI's taxonomy places the organism in Eukaryota, Metazoa, Cnidaria, Anthozoa, Actiniaria, Aiptasiidae. The coding region runs from base 363 to 3686 and encodes 1107 amino acids. The record is from RefSeq and is a predicted model, not a curated record.